AUGACCACUACGAACAAAAAAGACAACCAGGACAUUGAGGGAGCUGCUAGUUUCCACGAUGAAGGCCCGGAAAAGAAUCACACGGACUACAAGCUGGUCGAUAAAGAGGUUGCCAAAUAUGCCACAGACACGGCUAUUCAGAUCGAUGAUGCGACAAACAAACGAUUGCGACGAAUGAUCGAUAAGCGCAUCUUAGUGGUGAUGAUGUUCACAUACUUGAUCCAAACGUUGGACAAGGGGGCAAUGUCUUUUGCCUCAAUUAUGGGUAUUAUGGGGGAUGCACAUCUGGAACAUAACCAGUACCAAUGGCUGACGACGGUCGUUUAUCUCACAAUCCUGGUCGUUGAAUAUCCGGAAAACUGGAUUAUUCAACGGGUGCCAAUUGGAAAAUGGCUUUCGGCAAACAUCCUGCUAUGGGGUAUCUGCAUCACACUCAUUUCUGCGAUGAAGAAUUUCACGGGAUUGGUUAUUCUUCGAGCGUUCAUGGGUGCCUUUGAAGCUGCAUGCCAGCCGACCUUUGUUAUUCUGUCUGCCACCUGGUAUCAGCGAGAAGAGCAGGGAAGUGUCAUCAACUACUGGUCAGUCUGGAUCUCCACUACUAUAAUUGGUCGUCGCUCACACUCCCCUAACAGGUACAUGAUGAAUGGACUCCAAAAUAUUGUCGGUGGUCUCUUGGCUUUUGGAUUCUCUUUUGUUCCCUCUUGGUCUCCACUCAAGUCGUGGGAAGCGAUGUUCAUGACAUACGGUCUUAUCACGGUGAUCUGGGCAGUGUUCGUGUAUUUCUGGAUGCCAGACUCACCCAUGAGAGCCAAGUGCUGGACUGAAGAAGACAAACAAUUGAUGGUUGAGCGAGUGCGCCAAAACCAGACUGGUCUCCAGAACCGACAAUUCAGAAAGGAGCAGGUUUGGGAUGCAUUGACUGAUCCACAAUUAUACGCAUUUGCGCUCAUUCAACUUCUGACGACUAUUCCAUCUGGCGGAAUUGGUGCCUAUGCCAACAUCAUCCUCAAAUCAUUCGAUUUCACUACUUGGGAAAGUCAGCUCCUCUCCAUGGUUAUUGGAGCGGUUACAACAAUCACCAUGCUCGUCUCUGCCUACCUCGACCGGAAAUUCCACCAAACUAUCUGGAUUAUGAUUGCUUCCGUUAUCCCUUCCAUCAUCGGAUCAUCGAUCCUCGUUGGAAUUCCUUUCACCCCAAGCAAGAGAGUUGGCAUGCUUAUCGCAUACUGGAUCUUCUACUCAUUCUUUGCAGUCUCCUCUCUCUCGCUCGCUCUGCUCUCUCGAAACGUUGCCGGCCAAACGAAGAAAUCAAUCAUUAUUGCUUGUAACUUCGUGUUCUGGGCUGCGGGUAACUCGAUCGGCCCGCAGGUGUUCCGCGAUAAAGAUGCGCCACGAUAUUAUCUCGCAUUCUCGAUUUUGCUGGGAUGCUUUGGUCUUGUCGUCCUCAUUCUUCUCUCCCUGAGAGUCUGGUAUAGCGUUCAGAACCGGAAGCGAGAUGCUAAGAUCGCGACAGGAGAGGUGAUUCCCGAUGUUAACUAUACUCACGGCUUUGAGGAUAUCACCGAUCGGGAAAACCCGCAUUUCCGAUAUGUUUAUUAA
Molecule: messenger RNA, 1599 nt
Organism: Penicillium arizonense
Lineage: Eukaryota; Fungi; Ascomycota; Eurotiomycetes; Eurotiales; Aspergillaceae
Exons: 4
Coding region: 1-1599 (532 amino acids)
Biological process (GO): transmembrane transport
Cellular component (GO): membrane
Molecular function (GO): transmembrane transporter activity
Source: RefSeq, a predicted model, not a curated record